Messenger RNA from Pelmatolapia mariae (spotted tilapia), 3802 nucleotides. RefSeq names its product decapping mRNA 1B (gene dcp1b). The coding region runs from base 238 to 2184 and encodes 648 amino acids. Lineage: Eukaryota; Metazoa; Chordata; Actinopteri; Cichliformes; Cichlidae. Gene Ontology annotation, biological process: deadenylation-dependent decapping of nuclear-transcribed mRNA; deadenylation-independent decapping of nuclear-transcribed mRNA; positive regulation of catalytic activity. Gene Ontology annotation, molecular function: mRNA binding; enzyme activator activity. The transcript is spliced from 11 exons. The record is from RefSeq and is a predicted model, not a curated record. Gene Ontology annotation, cellular component: P-body.
UUCGUUGUUUACAAUCUCGGUGAAAUAUGGCCAUUUUCAAACUCACUCGUAGCAGUUAGAGCUAGGGAGCGCUUGACUUAGUUUUUUAAUUAUCAAUUUUUAACUUGAAAAAUAGAAUACUGUGCAGCCAUCGAUUUAACUCCCUUUUCCUUUCCGUUUAUUUAGAUUUUACCUCUUCUUACUGUGAGUCGGUAGCCGCUAAAGCUAGUUGACAAGCUAGCGUCUCCAUAGGGAACAAUGACAGCGACUUCAGCAGGUAGCAGUAGCUCUCUUGCCGCUAAAGGACUGGAUAUAAGUCUGGCUGCUCUGCAGCGACAAGACCCAUACAUCAAUAACAUUGUGGACCUGGCGAGCCAAGUUGCCCUGUAUACUUACAACAACAGGACAAAUGAGUGGGAGAAGACAGAAGUGGAAGGUACUCUUUUUAUAUAUACAAGGUUGGCCUCUCCUAGGCAUGGUUUCACCAUUAUGAACCGGCUCAGCAUGCAGAACCUGACAGAGCCACUCACCAAAGACCUGGACUUCCAGCUCCAGGACCCGUUCCUGCUUUACCGCAACGCACGAUUGGCAAUCCAUGGGAUUUGGUUCUAUGAUAAGGAGGACUGUCAGCGCAUCGCCCAGAGGAUGAAGAUUCUGACCCAGCAGGAGCAGGUCCUGGCUCAGUCCCAGGGUGGUUGGUUAUCCCCAGGAGACGUAAGAGUAGGGGGAGGGGGAAAAAGUGAAACAAAGGGAGUGGAUAUCAUCCAGAUGUUAACCAAAGCCCGCACAGAGUAUGAUAAGGAAAAGUCAACCUCAGAGCCAAAGGAGAUUGGUGGCAGCAGUGUUCUUUAUGGAAACCCCCACCUGAUUAAACCAAUACCCGUUAAACCAAACACUCAGGACAAUGAAGGUGCUGAGCCCAAGUCUCUUUCUUUGGCUACUCUGUUUGGCUCUCAGCAACGUUCAACUAAACCUGACUCUGACCCUCUUGCGAAUGCUCCAGCACUGGGAUCAUCAGCGGGAAAAGUAUCUCGUCCGCCUGUAGCUCGCACACUCACCUACGAUGAUGCAGUGAACUCUGGCAGAAAUGUGGCCUCUGAUGGAGGAAUCAAGGCUGUGGAAGAUGGAGCAAGUGUUGUUUCUGGCUUGUUGCAGAGUCCCUCAAACGUUCACCACCAACAGCACUGCCCGGCCAUCGCAAAGCUCAUGCAGGGACAGAGAGGUGUCGGGACUGUGGGAGGGGUGCUUCAGACCGUGUCCGAGUCCCCCGAGAACCGACUGUGUGACAACGGGGUGCCGCUGGAGCAUCACCACCACCAUCAUCUUUACCACCACCAUCAGCAACAACACCACCAUCACCAGCAUCAGCUUCAUCCUGAUCCAAUUAAGAGACUUUUCCAAACCCAGCCACUUCCUCUACCCACCACCUCUUUCUCCUCUGUGGCCCCUAAUUGUUGCUCCAACCCUUCCUCUCUACAGCAGAACCCUCAUCUCUCCUCCCAGCCUGUAAUGGUGGAUUCUGUGUCACGCUCUCACCUUCAAGCACAACAAAGCCAGCAGCUGUUUUUCAGCCUGUCCAAUUCUCAACCUGAAAUUCAGCAAAACAGUCAGACGGCUCCAGCUGCACAGGGAACGGGUUUGUUGCCAUCUCAGGUGACCAGUGAUCAAGUCAUUCAACCUUCACAAGGAUUGUCUCACGUGCCAGGUAUGGUGUCACCUCAUGAGCUCCUCCAAAAGCUCCAGUUGGUCCAGCAGGAGCAGAGCCUGGCCUCUAGUGAGCCACCUCGGAUCUGUCCAGGACUGGCUCCUCGAUUCCUGGGGCCAGCCCAAAACCAGGGUGCAUGCGUGACUUUAGGCACAAUCCCAAACCCAACUGCAGCCACUGCAGGUCAGAAAGCUGCGCUGCAGUUACAGGUGAUCUCCCCUCAGAGGAUACCAGCCACUGUUGCCCCGACUCUGCUCCUUUCCCCGAGUAUGUUCACCCAGACAAAGCCUAGCAUUGGGUUGUCUGCAGUUGGUCAGGAGAGCUCCCACACACCCUCAACUGUGCCCAGACCCCCUCUGCAGGAGGAGGUCAGAAUCCUUUCCAGAAGUCAGCUUCAAGCCACACUGCUGCAUCUGAUACAGACCAACAGCUCAUUCCUGGACUCCAUCUAUGAAGCCUAUGCCAGCCGCUUUGCUAAGGACUCCAGCAACAAGUAUUGAUGCAGCUUCACACCCUCGUUCUACACACGCACCCUUCCCGGAGGCUACUUCUUACACCUCAUAUGGAUGCACCACUUCCUCCUCCAAAUCACACACACACGUACUUAAACACACACUCUGUACCUCCUCUGCACUCUAUCGUUAGGAAGCCUGACUCUGUUUGCUUCAAGCCAAGUCUCUUGUUGCACAAAGCUAUCACAAGUAACACCUGUAUUUUUCAACAGUAGCAAAAAAAGCAACUUUUACCAUGUUCAAAAAAAAUUUGGUUUAGUCUGUCAAAUACAGAUUUUACCCUUGACCUCACCCUUUGAGUCUCAGCAAAAACAAAACAUGCUGCAAACCUUCAGUUUUCCAGGAUGUUUCUAAUACUCUUUCUUUUCCAGUAAGUGUAGCAAUAUUUCCUUUCAGUCAGUUGUCUCACACCAGCCAGCCUUUAACAAACAAGUCUUCCUAGUCUAGAGCUAAAAGACAUCUUCAGAUAUUAUUUUAAUCUCUUAUUAUUUUACUUGGGCAUAACAGGUUUGUGUAUUUUACCACCAGCAGGUUUUUAAAUCUGUUAUUACAUUGUCGUGAUGAUUUUUAUUCCUAUCCUUUUUAACAGACACGAGCAGUGAUAAGUGUCUACAUGAUAAUUUUAGUUAACUAACUGUUGUCAGCUGGUGCAUAUUGAAGUGGACAAGCAAGCCUGCGGCAUAACUUUAUCCGGCAAUCGCUGAAAUUGUGAAGGAAAGAAAAGGGGGUUUUUGCAGCACUUUCUGAAUAUUAUAAUGUGUUUGAAGUAAAGGGAAAGGAAGGAAAACGUCAAUGUCGGUCCAGCUUAAAAAGACAAGAAAAUUACAGGAACCUGACAACCUGCACUACCUCACAGAGAACUAGUUUGGAGGUAUACCUGUGUUUUAAAUGAAGUGGCAUAAAGGUGAUUGGUUUAUGUCGUAUAGUAAGGAAUUUGUGUUCGCUUUAUGUAAAGAGAUUUCAGAAAAUUAAAUAUCACCUAAGCUGAUAAACGGUUCUAAACAAAUGAAGCCUAGAGUGGUCUAAUAAUAUGAUUUAAUAAUCUGAAGCUUAGAAAAUUUGGUUAAUUAAAUCAUCAACAGCAACAUUGUUAAUUGUUCAGGCUUGUUGUAAACCCCGGUGGAGAUUGAACUUAAAAUUUAAAUGGUUUUAUUGCAUUUGCACAAUACUGUUAAACUACAUUUGCCACGUAAAGUGAUAUUUCUCAUUCAGCUGUUCCUCAUUCAGCACUUAAAUUGCCUACAUUUUUUCAGAGUCAGGUUUUUUAGUUGGUGAUUAGCUUGCGUGCUAAGCCAGCCUGGACAGUAACUACCAGACAGAAACAUCAGCAGCAGCAAAAGCAGAGAAUAUCAUUCAGGAAAAAAAAGAGGAAGAUUUUAUUCCCUAUUUUUUUACUCAAGAAGAAAAUUGUACAAAUAACCAGCAUGUAUCUAAAGGUAUAUCAGAAUGUAAAGUUUAAGAUUUUACAGCAUAUUGUCAGAUGCUGUUUUAAUUCAAAAGUCAUCUGUACUGUUUCUGUAACCAGAAUAUUAAAAUGUUUAUAUGGGCUUUUUUUUCCCUUUUUGGCAGGGAUGUUUUCCCAUUACAUAAACUGGAAUAUAUUUUU